AUGGUGUCUAUCUUCUACACCAUCCUCACACCCAUGCUGAAUCCCCUCAUCUUCAACCUGCACAACAGAGAGGGAAACCAGACUUUCUACUUUGACUUCAUCUUCCUGGGAAUCUUCGAUCGCAGCCCCAACCACAACUUCCUCUUCACACUCUUCCUCACCAUCUUCACAGUGGCCUGUGUGGGGAACACAGCCAUGGUUUUGCUCAUCUACCUGGACACCCUGCUGCACACACCCAUGUACUUCCUCCUCAACCAGCUCUACAGCAUGGAUCUCAUGCUCAUCUGCACCACUGUGCCCAAGAUGGCCAUUAACUUUCUGUCUGACAGGAAGGCCAUCUCUUUGGCAGGCUGUGGGACCCUGAUCUUCUUCCAUGUGUCCCUACUUGGAGCUGAGUGUUUUGUGCUGGCUGUGAUGGCCUUUGACCACUAUGCUGGCAUUUGCCAUCCUCUGAGGUACCCAGUCCUCAUGAGCCAGAAGCCCUGUGUGCUCCUGACUGCUACUUGCUGGAUCUUGGGCUCUCUGAAUGGCAUCAUCAUGCUCACAGCUUUCCUGUCAUUCUCCUACUGCCUCUCCUGGGAAUAUCACUUUUUUUGUGAUGUGGCAGCCCUGCUACCUCUCUCAUGCACAGAUACAUCUACAUUCAAAAGGCUGCUGUUCAUCUGCUGUGUGGUGAUGCUCAUCUUCCCUGUCACAGUCAUUGUCACUUCCUACUCCUGUGUCCUUCAAGCCGUCAUCCACAUGGGCCCUGGGGAGAGUCGUCACAAAGCCUUUGCCACCUGCUCCUUGCACCUGUUAGUGGUUGGGCUCUACUAAGGAGCUAUGUUAAUGUACAUGAGACCAGCCUCCUUGCAUGCCCCCAAGCUGGACAAGAUUGUGUCAGCCUUCUAUGCCAUCCUCCUGCCCAUGAUGAACAUGCUCAUCUACAGCCUGAGGAACAGGGAGGUCUCCAUGGAGCUUAGGGAACCGCUGUCUGGCUUUGUCCUCUUCAUUGUCAUCGUCCCCAUCUUCCUAAUGGCCCUGGCUGGCAACUUGGCCAUGGUUCUGCUCAUCCUCCUGGAUGCCCACCUCCACACUCUCAUGUACACCCUGCUCAGUCAGCUCUUCCUAGUGGACCUCAUGUCCAUGGCCUUCAAUCAUUUCUUCUGUGAUGGCCCAGCCAUGCUGAUUCUGGUCUGCAUGAACACCAGGGCUGAUGAAUAUACCAUGUUCCUGGGUGUCAUCCUCUUUCUCCUGUUGCCCUUCACUGUCAUCAUGUUUUCCUGUGGGAAAGUUCUCCUUGCUGACUAUCACGUGCACUCUCGGGAAAGCAGGAAGAAGGCCUAUUCCACCUGCAGCAUCCACCUCAUCGUGGGGACUUUCUACUGUGCACCGUCUAUCUACACCCAAAGCCCCUCAGAUCCCAGCAGAGAACAAGGCCCUGACUAUCUUCUACACCAUUUUACACCAAUGUUCAAUCCUGUGAGCUACAGCCAGAGGAAGAAGGAGGUGAUGGGGGCCCUGGAACAAGUGACUCGGGGAAUCUGCUCUGUGAAAAUAUAG
Molecule: messenger RNA, 1542 nt
Organism: Cavia porcellus (domestic guinea pig)
Lineage: Eukaryota; Metazoa; Chordata; Mammalia; Rodentia; Caviidae
Product: olfactory receptor 2M4-like
Biological process (GO): G protein-coupled receptor signaling pathway; detection of chemical stimulus involved in sensory perception of smell
Cellular component (GO): plasma membrane
Molecular function (GO): G protein-coupled receptor activity; olfactory receptor activity
Source: RefSeq, a predicted model, not a curated record